AUGGCUGGAAACAAAAAGAAUGGCAGGCGUAAAAGACGUGACGCCACGACAGUCAGAGACCACGUACCGGGGCUCUUCCGGGAAGCCCUUGUCUACGUCAACUUUCGGGGGGCCAGGUCCGCUACAGCGUGGCGCCAACCCGACUUCCGCUUGUCCACUAUGCGUAUGUACGAAUACGUACGACUGAUUGUCCAGAGACGCCCACGGGAGCCGCGAGGCCCUGGAGACAGGUAUUCCAAGGACCCCGAACUCGUACACGCCAAGUACCACGCAUGA
Messenger RNA from Colletotrichum graminicola M1.001, 276 nucleotides. RefSeq lists its product as uncharacterized. The transcript has a single exon. The coding region runs from base 1 to 276 and encodes 91 amino acids. The record is from RefSeq and is a predicted model, not a curated record. Lineage: Eukaryota; Fungi; Ascomycota; Sordariomycetes; Glomerellales; Glomerellaceae.